GCCUGCGCGAACGGGAACAAAAGACGAAGAAAUCUGCCAGUUGCAGUCCAUCGCCCUUACGACCUGAGUGCUUGUCGUACGCUCCUGGUCUGCGAGUUCGCCAUGGCGCCCAGUUUCGAUACCCUGUCCGAGCAGGACCUCCAGCACGAGGAGGAGGAGGAAGAAAUCGACUUUUCUGAUCUCAAGGCGCAAUAUGAAGUCAAGUUGGAGGAGGGUCUGGAUACCUUCGUUGUCGUCGAUGGACUGCCCGUUGUGCCGGCGGAGAGCAAACAAAAGCUCAUUAAGUUCUUGCUGAAGAAACUCAACACUGUCGGACACACGAGCGAAGAUGCCAUCUUCAUGCCGCUCAACGAGAAGAACAUGUCGGAGGGAUUUGCGUUCGUUGAAUAUGAUACCCCCGAACAGGCAGUGGCCGCAGUGAAGCACCUGCACGGUGUCCCGCUGGACAAGAAACACACAAUCGCCGUCAACAAGCUGACAGAUAUCGACCGCUACGGCCGCGAAGGACGGAUCGACGAGGAAUACAAGCCACCCCACAUCGAGCCUUUCAAGGAGAAGGAGCAUCUGCGCUGGUGGCUGGCUGAUCCCUCUGCCCGGGACCAGUUUGCUCUCUACCGUGGAGAUAAGGUUGGCGUCUACUGGAACAUGAAGAAUAACCCUCCGGAGCCUGUUGUCGACCGACCUCACUGGACCCAGCUCUUUGUGCAGUGGUCCCCUCAAGGAACGUUCCUUGCUUCCAUUCACCCGCAGGGUGUCCAGCUUUGGGGCGGUCCCUCGUUCUCCAAGCAGAAGCAGUUCCCGCACCCCUUCGUCUCACUCAUUGAGUUCUCGCCUCUGGAAGGAUAUCUGACCACCUGGUCAGCUCGUCCCAUUCAGGUUGAUGAGUCGCAGCCGGCUGGUCCUCUGACCUUCGAGGAGGAUGGAAAGAACAUCAUCAUCUGGGAUAUUGUUUCCGGGAAGCCGUUGAGAUCGUUCGUCUCUCACGAUCUGGCCGGUCCCGAUGGCCCCGAUGCAGCCGUUCCUAAGAAGAAGGUUCAGUGGCCUGCCUUCAAGUGGUCCGCAGAUGAGAAGUAUGUUGCAAGGCUGCUGCAGGGCCAGUCCAUUUCUAUCUACGAGGCACCCAGAAUGAACCUGCUGGGCAAGACUUCCGUCAAGAUCGAAGGAGUCAUGGACUUUGAGUGGUCGCCUGCCACGCCCCAGCGUGAGGGUGUCAAGCAGUACGAGCAGCUGCUUGCAUUCUGGACUCCUGAAAUCGGCAGCAACCCUGCCAGAGUCGGUCUUAUGAGCGUCCCAUCGAAGGAGAUUGUCAGAACCAGAAAUCUGUUCAAUGUCUCCGACGUUAAGCUUCACUGGCAGUCUCAGGGUACCUACGUCUGCGUUAAGGUUGACCGUCACUCCAAGUCUAAGAAAUCCAUGGCUACGAACUUGGAAAUUUUCCGUGUCAAGGAAAAGGGUGUUCCUGUGGAGGUUGUGGACAGUUUGAAGGAUGCGGUUAUCAACUUCGCCUGGGAGCCUAAGGGCGACCGUUUCGUCUUGAUCACCACCGGAGAGGCCGUCGCUGGCUCUGGUGUCGCCCCUAAGACGUCCGUUUCGUUCUUCGCCCCCGAGAAGGUUAAGGGUGCUGGUAUUGGCAGCUUCCGACUUGCCCGCACCGUUGAGAAGAAGACCAGCAACGCCAUCUACUGGUCACCGAAGGGACGUUUCGUCGUGGUGGCCACAGUUCACUCGCAGCAGAACUUUGAUCUCGACUUCUGGGAUCUGGACUUUGAAGGCGAGAAGACGGAGACCGAGAAGGGAGAGAAAGAACUGAACGCCAACAUUCAGCUGAUGAAGACUGUUGAGCACUACGGUGUUACGGAUAUCGACUGGGACCCUACCGGCCGCUACGUCGUCAGCAGUGCUAGUGUCUGGACUCACCAGAUGGAAAACGGCUGGAAUCUUCACACGUUCUCCGGUACCACCUUGUCCGAGAACCCGACAGAGAAAUUCAAGCAGUUCGUCUGGCGCCCACGGCCACCGACUCUCCUUAGCAAGGAGGAGCAGAAGCAGGUCCGCAAGAACCUCCGUGAGUACUCGCGCGAGUUCGACGAGGAGGACAAGUACGCCGUCGAUAUCGCCAACACAGAAAUUGUCGAGAAGCGGAAGCGCGUCCUCAACGAAUGGACAGCCUGGAUUCGUCGGGAGAAGGAGCUUCUCGCAGAAGAGAGGAAGGCCAUGGGUCUUCCCGCCGAGGGCGAGGAUGCAGAGCUCGCCAAACCUACGGCUCCCGCCGCAGAGGACAAGGGCGAUGCCAUCGUCGAGGAGAUUGUCGAGGAGAUCAUCGAAGAGACCGAGGAGGUUAUUGGUUGAAGAGAUGCAGAUAUUACGUGCUGAUCCAACGACUCCUCCACCUCGAAUAGGUCCCUCCAUCCACUCCACUUUAUCGCCUCGAUUUCCUGCGUCUACCGCAGCACGAGGUUCCUGCUCUACUUUUCUCUUUGUCACUUUGCUGGAGACAUGGUCUUUGAAUGUUUGGGUCCCGGCUUUCUAAAAUAGAGAGUAUAUGUACUUCAUUUAGCCAGGUGUGGAUUUCACAUGAGCGACGUGGGCGUGGCACGAGAGAUGAUAGGACGCUUCCCGGGGCGUAUAGCUCGUACAUGGGCCUGGAGAUGCAUUAAUGACAUUUUACAAGUAUACAUCGUUCUUCUGCUCAAUCUUUGUAGCUUUGAGAAAACACAAAAGUUCAGCAUCAUAUGCCAU
Messenger RNA from Paecilomyces variotii, 2739 nucleotides. Its product is annotated as eukaryotic translation initiation factor 3 subunit B. Bases 103 to 2349 code for a protein of 748 amino acids. NCBI's taxonomy places the organism in Eukaryota, Fungi, Ascomycota, Eurotiomycetes, Eurotiales, Thermoascaceae. Gene Ontology annotation, molecular function: RNA binding; translation initiation factor binding; translation initiation factor activity. Gene Ontology annotation, biological process: translational initiation. The transcript is spliced from 4 exons. Gene Ontology annotation, cellular component: eukaryotic translation initiation factor 3 complex. The record is from RefSeq and is a predicted model, not a curated record.